This is a messenger RNA of Centruroides sculpturatus (bark scorpion), 5617 nucleotides long. RefSeq lists its product as uncharacterized. The record is from RefSeq and is a predicted model, not a curated record. The transcript has 2 exons. Bases 2470 to 5199 code for a protein of 909 amino acids. NCBI's taxonomy places the organism in Eukaryota, Metazoa, Arthropoda, Arachnida, Scorpiones, Buthidae.
CAAAGAAAUAAUACAAUUUUUAUUACUUGUACUCACUCAAAUAAAGCAGAUUAGCCGUAAUAGAUGCAAUGAGUGAUGGAUGUUUCAUCAGACAAUAAACAUUGAACUUUGUGGAUGAGUAAUAAUAAUACAGUACGAUUACGUCAUUUGAUAUUUGUGAAAAUUCAUAUCUUUAUGUUAAACUUAUCAAAUUUCCUUCUACAUUUUGAUAAAAUAUUAUUAUUUCGAUUAAAGGAUUGAUGAGAUAUGGCAACGCAACACGUGGGUCAAGGGGAGGUUCUCUGGGGAAAACCCAGGAGAGAUCCUGGGCAAGCAGUUUCUGAUAACUUUACGAUAUCGAAGAUUAAUACGAAAUGUAAAACAUCGUUAGUUAAAAUAUGUCGUAGCAUUUACGACAAAACAGGAGAAACUGGUAACGAGUGUCACGUUACUAACGACCGUUUUCGUUUUAAUAGAGCCAAUUGGAUUCUUAGUGACUUUUUUUUUAGUGUGUUUUCUCCACGAAGAAAACCCGGAAAACCUCACGUGACCAGCCGUUGGGCAGGUCACGUGAGGUUUCCGGCCGUUGGGCAGGUGAGAACCCGCGGUGUUCGGUGGUUUUAUCCACUCGGCCAAUGGUAGGCUUGUGAUUAAAGACACAAACACGAAUCUUCAUUAGUCUACAUUAAACAUCAAUUUUGGGAAAAGAUUAAGUUUUUAUUCAGUUUUGAUUUUUAAAAAAAUAUCUAAAAACUGAAGAUAAACUAUUAUUAUUUAUAUACUUAGCCUAUAUUUCGUUCUGAGACUAAAAGUAGCACCCUACCGAUGGGAAAGCCUCUUCUUGUAAUAAGAAAUUUGAUAUUAUACCUGAUAGUUUGCGUGAUUAUAAAGAAAAGGCAAAUGCGAUAGUGUGAUACUUAUUUAAAUCUAAUAUGGAAAUAGGAGAAGGUUGGACCGAGUAUAAGUGAGAACAACAACACUGGACAAGCGAGCACAACGAUUUAAUCGCGUCGUUAUUCCAACUUCCUGUCUUUUUUCCAUUGUCUAGAUCGAUUCGUUCGAUGAGGCUAGUUUUAUAUAGAGAGAUAUUCCUUUGGAUUUUCUGUUUCCAUUCCUACAGGUUCUUUGAUGGUGCCCUUGCGACUGAAAGAUCAUCCGCUCAGUAUGAAAGUCCCAGAUAAGUUUGCCGGAUUCUAUUCGAAUUUGGUUUUUAUUUCUGUGAAAUUUAGUCGUUAGUUCCAUAAUAAAUUUUGAGAUGUAUAGUUUUUACGAUAAAUAUAUUUUUCACAGUUAAUUUUGUAGUAGAUAGUGUAAAUGUUCUUACUAAAAUGUGUGUCUUACUUUCUUGCUCUCUAGACAACAAUGGUUCAAAUGAAAGUAUCGAUGUUCUAAUUGAUUAUUAUUUCGAGUAUUAAGAAACGUCUGUUAUAUUCUUCUACAGCAUAAUUGCUAUUGAUUUAAAACAGAUCUCCUGUAGGAACGUUUAAAUUUUGAAUAUGUAACAGGAAAAAGCUGGACUUUGUCCCGAUACUUUCUCGUAAUGGCAUCUGUUUAAGUUGGUAUCUUUCGGCAUGAUUUAAAUUACAUUUUAUCUUCUAUUUUCUCUAACGGUCUGUGUCUACGCUUGUGUAAAUAUUUCCCGUUGAUAACAGCUUCGUUUCAUACUCAUUGCACGUUACAGUUGAAAUCUUAAUUUUGUUGAUUAAAUUCUAUAUAUAUAUACACACACACACAAGGAGUGGCCUAACCUUGUCACUAUAGGGGCCAUACACUGCCUAUCAGAAAUACACGAGCCGCAUUUGGAAUGCCUAUUAGAGAGCCUCAUCUAUUUACAGUAUAAAUAUAUGAUAUAGUUAUCACUGUUACUUUACUAGUAAUUUAUGACUAAGUAAAUAAUCAUUUAACUCCUUCGGCUCUAUGAAUGUUCCCUAAGCUUUCAGUUGUUUUUUCGAAGUUAAACCACCAUUCAGGUUUAUAUUUUAACGGAGUAUAAUGUUCCUUUUAUAGUUGAGCAAAUGAAAUUUGAAGUAAACAUUUCUUUUCCACUUAAGCAUCUAAAGAUACUUUAAAUUAAAGUAAAUUUGAUUAUUUUUGAAGAAAUUCUUUUAUAUAACGUACACUCCUUACAGAUAUAUAAUAUUUCAAAUUGUUUAAUGUUACAGAUUCAAUACGAUAUUUAUAUUUUUCUUGCAUAUAACAUAACACCUUGAAUAGAAACAACGUUAAAGGAGAGGGGAGACGAAGUUCGCCGCAUCUUAUCCAAUUUCAUUGUGAGAGAAUUUUAUAACCAAUUAAGAAUAAAUAUCGCUUCUAAUCAACCAAUCAGUUGUUUUCUGUCGACAAUAGAGAAGUAAUUUCAAUUCUCUCGUGUUAUCGACAAUGCAGUAAUUCCACUCUUGUUCUUAGGAUAAGAUUUUUUAAAAUUUCUUACGGUAAUUCUACGUUUUAAUCUUCACAUUUGUUACUUGGAAUUUAAGAGGAAAAUGAGUGAUGGCUGGCGAAACUGUGAAACCAAAUUUGUAUCUGCCUCCGAGUAUCAGCCCCGCGAUCGUUGCCAAACUCAUCAUUCAGAUUUUAGAAUGCAAGAGAUCAUCCUGUAAAUGCGAAACCAGCAAAGAAAUAUUGCAUUUUGCAAUGAAAAUACUUCUGAGCGAAGAUGACUCUUCUCUUUAUUCGGACCAUAAGUUUCGUACGAUCACCAAAUUUUCUUCGUGCCUGCGCACGAAGAACGUUGCCACACAAACGAGACGUUGGAAACGUAAUUCUUGUACCAUUCAGACUGACUCAGAAACUGUGAUACCAAAGAAAUCUAUUUCUGUACAGACCGAAAAAACACGAUUCAAGCUUCUUCAGAGCAAAAUCAAACAGCGAAUUCCGAAUGGUUCUACUAAAUCAGUUUCCACGCAAGCUAAUUUAUUAGAAUUUGUAAAUGUGGCUAAUAAAGAAAAUAUCGAAGACAUAUUCAAACUGCAAGAUGACAUGGAAGACAUCAAGCAUGUAGAAAACAGCGAUGACAAGAUGUAUUCCGAGAAAAGUCCCAAAAAAGAGAAAAACAACAAAAGAUUAUCGAGAGUAAUAUAUUUUCAUGGAAAGAAAUUAAUUGAAAAGGGUAGUAAAAAAUCUCCGUUUCAUAUACCUCUGAUAUGUGACAAAGAUACGGAAUUAUCCGAUCCAAGACUGAAAAAUAGAGAUUGUUUAAAAUUGUGGAACUCUUCGGCUUUGUGGAACGUAUCGCAAAAGGACGAAGAGACAGAAAUGCAUGUACAGAAAUUGAUUAACGAAGAAACUAUCGAAACAAAGGUUAAAGAAGUAAUAAAUAUUUUUCCGUUGGAUUUGCACGACGAAGUAGGUUCUCAUUCGUCCAUGGGUACAACUGAUUCAGACAUCGCCAAUUACGUUUCACGGAAUAAGAGUGAAUGUGUUAAUAGAUCUCACGAUAAAGUUACUUGCAGUCCAGAAGACUGUUAUAGCAAGCUAAACGAAAUUACAAAUAUUGAUUUCGAUAGGGAUUUGGAAAAUGACGAAAAUCACGAGACAAAAGCAAAAAUGCUAGACGAAGAGUUCGACGUAGUUAAUUUUACCAUGAAAAAUGUGUGUAAAGAUCCACGACUUAAGGGGAAAAAUUGCCUUUAUAAUAGUAGCAACAGGAAUGGUAAUAUUGUGGCAGCAACGAAUAAAUCGCGCAGAGUCACAAUUACAGAAGGAAUGCCAUUACAAGGAAUCUCUGCAGAAGCUCAAAAGGUUCAACAUUUGGACGAAUGUUUUUGCAACUGGGCACCCAGACAAGCCUGUCCUAGUGAUCCGAGAAUUAAACUUCGGUGUGGAAACGUGAAUUUAGAUUAUCGAAAUCCGAAAAGAGACAUCUCUUACAAUAAUGCAGAAUUACCUCUUAAGAAACAGAAAAUCGACUACGAUCCAGUUGAGAACGAACUAUUUUCGAGUACAAAAGCCGAAGAAAUUCGAACGCCUCAGAGCGCCACUCCAGAAUUCUCGCCUGCAAGUACCGAAAGUGUGUACGAUUCUAUAAAACUCCAAGAAAAUAAUAUCAAUGGAAAAUUGGAGAAAAACUCGUGUUUUCACGAGACUGUUUCAGAAGCUACUUCACGCAAGAUAAACGAAAUAGAAGAAAAACUUGGCAUUAAAGAUCGAAUAUGUUCAGAAAGUUUUCAGCACAGUUAUUUACGCUUAAACAACGAAAAGACGAAUCAUAUACUAAGCAACAAAGUUUGUGAUUCGACAGAGCGCCAGCAUCUGAAGCUCUCUCCUGAACGGCUUAAUAGUUCACCAGUCUCUACAAUAAGUUCCAUAUCUCUCAAUCAACAAUCAGAAAAUUUAAAUAAAUUUGAGGACUUUGAUUCAAAAUGUUCAAAUCUUCACGAAAACGAAAGUUCCUUCAAUGAAACAAAGUGCUCUUUGAAAGAAGCUAAUUUUAUAAAUAUCGAGAAUGGUGAAAAGGCUCAAUCCAUGUUGCCAUACAAAAUGGAAUAUUGCGUUAACUUGUGCAAAUUAAAUAAAAACACAGCGAAAGUACAGAAAGAAGUUAACAAAGAUGCUAGUUCUGAUGAUUAUUCACAACAUGGCAUCUAUUUAAAUGAAAGGCACGAAUCUGAGCAAACUUUACAAAAGGAAUGCAGUCUGAAAGAUGUAAACAAAGUUUCGUAUCAGAAACCCAACACUCUUAAUUGCAAAAGAGAUUCUCAAGAUUCUGGAAUAUCGGAACACAACGUUGAUAAAGAAAGCAUCGAAGUGUACUCACCAACUGACGAACUGAGUAUGUGUAGCGACAUGGAAGUGUCUUAUACUCCACCGGUCCAACCGUCAUCGCCGGAUAGAUCACCUUUAUUGAACUUAGAUUCUGAUAAAAAUUCUGCCGUUGAUGCUGAAAAGGAUACUACGGUCUCGAUUAAAGAAUUAUCCAAUUUUGAUAAAAUUCCUGAAUAUACCACUCAAGAUAUCAUCGAAUCUGCAAAUGCGAAACCGAAACAACAGAAAGGAGAAUCCGAAAUGAUUCAGAAUUACGCGUUUAUGAAGAACUGGAUGAAUUGUAUGCCACAAUGGUUCCAGCAACAAUCAUUAUCUAACUAUUACAAAUGGUAUAGAGACGGUAGCGAGGUGCCUACAAUGCACUACCAGACAUUUUAUCCGCCUUACUCAAGCAAUUACUUAUCGGAAUGGAUAUGUUAUCCUUGGUGGAAUGGAAAUGCAGCCGGAUGGCAUUGACGAAGAUUCGUACACUUUAUAAUGAGGCUCACAUUUCACAUUGGUGGAACACUGUGACAUUUGUACAAAUCAUCUGAUUUUGCUCAAUCAUUUCUUGUGAUAUAGCUUAGAUAUCAUCGAGUUCAUAACAAUUGUUAAAAGAUAUCAACAAAUUCUUCUGUACGAAGAAGUAUUUAAAGAGGGGCGUAGAGAAACUUUUUAUAUUUUGCUACAUGAAGGAGUUAGAAGAAUUUUAUCAGACAAGAACGGCACUCUCAGUUUCUUCAUUAUGUUUUUAUGACAUUAUAUAUUUUAAGAAAAAAUACUUUCUGUAGUUGUUUUAGGAGUAAUUUCACCUUCGUUCGUUCGUUUGUUUUUGUAAUCCAGUUUCUUAUCCCAAUGUACAGUACAUACAUAAUAUAGCAGAUGUAAUAUUGUA